CAAAUCUGGUAUGCCAAGACCCUUGCCUGCUGCAGUUCAUCGCAAAAGGCAUAAGCAGUUCAGCUGUGCCUUUCCCUUGUGCUGAUGUCCAGUAUUAUCAGAGAGGAUAACGCGGGCACGACCACUCUCUCUCCCUGGACCUAGCCUAUGCACACCCCGUCACAUCUCACCCCACGGGCAGUACCUCAGAUAGGGUCUCCACACAAAUACCAAGUCCAUGCACUAAUCCACCAUAUCCACAAGUUCAUGGACGAGCUCCCAGUAGACCAACCAAUCAGACAAACCGCCCGGGCAGCCUCUUCCCGCCGCUAGUCGCUGCAAGCCUGCAAGCGCAACGCCCAUGCACGUCCCCGCGCCCCACCUCCUCCCCGCGCCGCCCAAGCCUCACUACCAUGCCGCGCUCCGCUUCACCGUGUCCGCGUCCGCCGCGCCGGCGAGCCCCGCGGCCGCCCGCAAGGCCGUCAUUGUCGGCGGCGGGCUCGCGGGCCUCGCCGCGGCGACGCACCUGACGUCGCUCUCCGUGCCGUUCACGCUCGUCGAGGCCUCGGACCGCCUCGGCGGCCGCGUCGCCACCGACGUGGUGGACGGGUACCGCCUGGACAGGGGCUUCCAGAUCUUCCUCACCGCGUACCCGGAGUGCCGGCGCCUCCUCGACUUCCCCGCGCUCAGGCUCCGGCCGUUCUACCCCGGCGCGCUCGUCUUCGUCGGCGCCGGGGAGCCGUUCUACCUGCUCUCCGACCCGUUCCGCCUCCCACUGCGUUCCCUCUCCGCGGUGUUCUCCCCCGUGGGCACCCUCUCCGACAAGGUCCUCGUCGGGCUCACGCGCCUCCGCGCGGCCGCCACACCGGACGACGUCAUUCUCUCGGCGCCGGAGACGACCACGGGGGAGCACUUGGCGGAGCUCGGGUUCUCGUCCUCCAUCGUGGAGCGGUUUCUGCGGCCGUUCCUCGCCGGGAUAUUCUUCGACCCGGCGCUCGACACGUCGUCCCGCCUCUUCGAGCUCGUGUUCAAGCGCCUCGCUCUGGGCGACAACGCCCUGCCGGAGGACGGCAUCGGCGCCAUCGCGGCGCAGCUCGCGGCUCGCCUGCCUGCGGGCUCCGUCCGCCUCAACACCCGAGCCGUCGCCAUCGACCAGUCCGGAGUGACGCUGGACACCGGCGAAACCAUCCCCGGCGACCUCGGCGUCAUCGUCGCUGUCGAGCAGCCACAGGCCGAGAAGCUGCUGCCGCAGCUACCAACUCAAGAAAAGGCCAAGAAAUCGGAGAGGAGCACCGUGUGCGUCUACUUCUCCACCGACCGGGCGCCGGUCCAGGAUCCCAUCCUGCUGCUCAACGGGUCGGGCAAGGGGAUCGUGAACAACAUGUUCUUCGCCACCAACGUGGCGCCGUCGUACGCGCCGGCGGGCAAGGUGCUGGUGUCCGUGUCCCUCGUCGGCUCGUUCGCCGACAGGGAGGACGCCGAUCUGGCCGACGAAGUGGUCCGUGAGCUCGGCGGGUGGUUCAGCCCCGCAGAGGUCGCGUCGUGGACGCACUUGAGGACGUAUCGCAUCGGGUUCGCGCAGCCGGACCAGACGCCGCCCACGACGCCGGCGGGGAGGGACCCGAGAGUGGGUGACGGAUUGUACGUGUGCGGUGACCACUGGUGCUCCGCCACGUUCGACGGCGCGCUGGUGUCCGGAAGGAGGGCGGCCGAGGCUCUGGCCAUGGACAGGGGACUAUUCUCCUCUUCCUAGUAUGAGAUCAGCCUAUGUUUAACUGCACUGCAGUGGAAAGAAAAUUCAUCUGGCACGAUGCGUGACGGUUUUUUCGAGUGACAAGUACAUGUACAUCUUCAAAUCAACGGCUAAAUUUCACCUUGUAAAUUCCUCUUCCUAUUCUGAUUCGGGUUUACUCAUUUAAUUCA
Molecule: messenger RNA, 1902 nt
Organism: Sorghum bicolor (sorghum)
Lineage: Eukaryota; Viridiplantae; Streptophyta; Magnoliopsida; Poales; Poaceae
Product: protoporphyrinogen oxidase
Exons: 2
Coding region: 341-1732 (463 amino acids)
Molecular function (GO): oxidoreductase activity
Source: RefSeq, a predicted model, not a curated record